AGGGCCGCCGGCUGCGGACACUCCCUUUUCCGCGGGCAGGGGCGGGCGGGGAGGGCUCGGGGGCUGCUGGAUGCGGGUCCCGCGCUGCGCUGCACCGUUAUCUCCGCCGCCGCGGGAGGAGCCCGGCACGGAGGAGAGCCCGUCGGAGCCCGGCCGGCGCCUCUGCCUCUGCUUCGCUGCCGUCGGCGGGGGAAGAGCCCUGCGCUCGCCGCGGGCAGGACCAUGCGCUGCCAGCCGCUCUCAGGGACCGUGCUGCUGGGAGCCGCCCUGCUGCUCGCAGGAUCUAGUUUGGGAUCAAAAUUAAAAGUUCCUGAACUGAGUAUAAAUGGCACACAGCACGUCAUUCAAGCAGGCCAGACUUUAAACCUCACAUGCAGGGGGGAAAUGGUUCAUUCAUGGUCUUUGCCUGAAACUCUAAGUAAGGAUAGCAAAAGGCUGAAAGUAAUUAAAUAUGCCUGUGGAAGGAAUGGGAAGCAGUCUUGUAGUAGUCUGACCUUGAGCAGAACUCAAGCAAGUGACACUGGAAACUAUAGCUGCAAAUAUCCAACAAGUGCUGUGAAAAAGAAGAAGGAAUCUUCAGUCUAUGUAUUUAUUAAUGAUACAGGCAAUCCAUUUGUAGAGAUGCACAGUGACAUACCAAAAAUAAUACACAUGACCGUGGGAAGAGAAAUGAUCAUUCCAUGCAGAGUCACAGCACCAAACAUUGCUGUUACUUUGAAAAAGAUUCCACAAGAAACCCUAAUUCCUGAUGGCAAGACAAUAAUCUGGGACAACAUGAAAGGUUUCAGGAUACCUAAGGCAACAUACAAAUUCAUAGGGCUCCUGAGCUGUGAGACAACUCUUGGUGGACACAAGUAUAGCACGAAGUAUCUAACACACCGAGAAACCAACACAAUUUUUGACAUCCAGUUAAGCACCCCACGUCUAGUCAAGUUGCUCAAAGGAGACAGCCUGGCGAUUAACUGCACCGUCACUGCAGCCUGGAACACAAGAGUGCAGAUGACGUGGAGUUAUCCCGGAGGGGCAAAGAAGAGAGGUUCUAUAACCCAGCGUAUUGACCAGAAGAAUACAGAAGCCAAUAUUUUCUACAGUAUUCUUGUUAUCGACAGAGUGCGUGAUAUUGAUAAAGGCCAGUAUACCUGCCAUGUGAAGAGUGGCCCAUCAAUCAAAUCUGUUAACACAACAGUCCUCGUUUAUGAUAAAAUGUUCAUUAAGUUGAAACAUCGAAGAAAAACUGCACUGGAGGCUGUAGCUGGAAGAAAAUCCUAUCGUUUGUCAGUGAAAGUGAAGGCAUUUCCCUCUCCAGAGGUUUUAUGGUUAAAAGAUGGGCUACCUGCUGCAGAAAAAUGUGCCCGGUACAUGAUUAAAGAAUAUUCAUUAAUCAUCAAGGAUGUUGCUGAAGAAGAUGCUGGAAACUACACCGUAAUAUUGAGCAUACGGCAGUGGAACUUGUCUAAGAAUCUUACUGUCACCCUUACAGUAAAUGUGAAACCCCAGAUAUAUGAAAAUGCUGUGUCAUCAUUCCCUGAUCCCAAUCUGUUUUUACUGAGCAGCAAACAAGUGCUGACAUGCACUGUUUAUGGUAUUCCUCAGCCUAAAAUCACAUGGAUGUGGUAUCCCUGUAGGCAAAACCAUUCUAAAACAAGGCGCGGCUUUUGCUCUUACAUCGAUGGAUCUUCCAUUUUGAAAGCUGGCAGCAGCAUAGGAAACAGAAUCCAGAGCAUCUCAGAGCGAACAGCAGUAAUUGAGGGCAAAAAUAAGACUGCUAGCACUCUGGUUGUAGCUGAAGCCAAAUCUGCUGGAAUCUACAGCUGUGUGGCAGCCAAUAAAGUGGGGAAAGCUGAAAGAAAUGUGAGCUUUAUUGUAACAGAUGUACCGAAUGGAUUCCACAUUAAUUUGGAAAAAAUGCCUAUUGAAGGAGAGAAUUUGAUAUUGUCCUGUUCAGCCAACAAAUUCCUGUACAAAGACAUUGCUUGGAUUUUACCAAGAACAGUAAAUCAAACGAAAGCAAAAAAGUCUCUCAAUAAGGAGUACUCCGUCACCCUCACGCUAACCAUCAAGAACGUUUCCCUGGCGCACUCGGGCACCUAUACCUGCAGAGCAAGGAACAUAUACACGGGGAAAGAAGUGCUUCAAAAGAAAGACGUUACAAUCAGAGCUCAAGAGGCACCAGCCCUACUGCGGCAUCUUACAGAUCAGACGGUGAAUACCAGUAACUCUGCAAUGUUGGAGUGCCAGGUUCAUGGCAUCCCAGAGCCACAGAUAUCCUGGUUUAAAAACCAUGAAGAAAUACAUCAAGAAUCAGGAAUAAUUUUAGGGCCCGGAAGCCGAAUGCUGUUUAUUGAAAGAGUAAAAGAGGAGGAUGAAGGACUUUACCAGUGCAUAGCCACCAACUUAAAAGGGUCUGUGGAGAGUGCAGCGUAUGUCACAGUACAAGGCACAUCAGAGAGGUCAAACCUGGAGCUAAUAACGCUGACCUGUACCUGUGUGACUGCAACACUCUUUUGGCUCCUGCUGACUCUCUUCAUACGCAAGCUAAAGAGGCCUUAUUCUUCUGAAAUUAAGACCAAUUACUUGUCAAUCAUAAUGGAUCCUGAUGAAGUCCCCUUGGAUGAGCAAUGUGAACGCCUGCCUUAUGAUGCCAGCAAGUGGGAGAUUGCAAGGGAAAGGCUAAAACUAGGAAAGUCACUUGGACAUGGAGCUUUUGGGAAGGUGGUACAAGCAUCUGCUUUUGGAAUUAAGAAAUCAUCAACCUGCAGAAUAGUUGCUGUGAAAAUGCUGAAAGAAGGGGCCACAGCGAGUGAGUACAAAGCUCUGAUGACUGAGCUGAAGAUCCUGAUCCACAUUGGUCAUCAUCUCAAUAUUGUGAAUUUGUUGGGAGCUUGCACAAAGAACGGAGGGCCUUUGAUGGUGAUUGUUGAAUACUGCAAAUACGGGAAUUUAUCAAACUAUCUGAAAAGCAAGAGGAAUUUUUUUUGCUCCAACAAGGACUCCUCUGUGCAAGUAGAGCCAAUGAAAGAGAAAAAGGAUAUUGAGCUGAUAGAAGGCAAAAAACAAAGGCUGGCCAGUGUCACCAGCAGUGAGAGCUUUGCAAGCUCGGGGUUUCAGGAAGAUAAAAGUCUGAGUGAUGUGGAGGAGUCCGAGGAGGAUUCUGACGAGUUUUACAAGCUGCCCCUCACUAUGGAAGACCUGAUUUCCUACAGCUUUCAGGUGGCCAGAGGCAUGGAGUUCUUGUCCUCCAGAAAGUGUAUUCAUCGUGACCUGGCAGCCAGAAACAUCCUUUUAUCUGAGAACAAUGUAGUGAAGAUCUGCGAUUUUGGCCUUGCAAGAGAUAUUUAUAAGAAUCCUGAUUAUGUGAGAAAAGGAGAUGCUCGACUUCCUCUCAAGUGGAUGGCUCCAGAAUCCAUAUUUGAUAAAAUCUACAAUACAAAAAGUGACGUGUGGUCCUAUGGGGUAUUGCUGUGGGAGAUAUUUUCCUUGGGUGCCUCUCCUUACCCUGGAGUCCAAAUAGAUGAGGAUUUCUGCAGCAAACUAAAAGAAGGCACAAGAAUGCGGGCCCCAGAGCAAGCGACAGAAGAAAUCUACCAGAUCAUGCUGGACUGUUGGCGAAGCAAUCCCAACGACAGACCGAGGUUCUCUGAACUGGUGAAAAAGCUGGGGGAUCUGCUUCAAGCAAAUGUGCAACAGGAAGGCAAAGACUACAUACCCGUGAAUACUAUAUUUACAACUGAAAGUAUGUUUCCAUCUGCACCCAUUUCUUUGUGCAAUGAAAACUUAUCUGCUACAAGCUCAAACUGUGGAAGCACUGAAAACGUCAGAUAUAUAAACACUUUCAAAAUAAAUCCACCCCAGCGCAUAAAAACAUUUGAAGAGCUUCCCAUCAAGGAAACAUUUGUAUUUAAUGAUUACCAAGCAGACAGUGGGAUGGUGUUAGCUUCAGAAGAACUGAAACGCUUCACCUGGACAGACAGCAAACAGAGACGGACACUCUUUGGUGUGAAAGGUGCCAGCAGGAGCAAGGAGUCGGUGCUUUCCGGAAUAACUAAGCCAAGAAGCUUCUGCAGUUUCAGCUGUGACCAACUCAGUGAUUCCAAGCAAAGACACACUUACAGCAAUACAGUGAUGGAGAAAAUGAAAGUAUGUCAUUCUCCCCCUCCUGACUACAACUCAGUGGUCCUCUAUGCUCAGCCACCUAUUUAAGUAGGCCAAGAUUUAUGCAUUUAAUUGGAAAAGGUUUUUCUAAAACACUGCCAGUUUAAACAUUUUGACCUGAAUAAUUUUAGCUAUCCUACAAUUUUAAAACUGCCAUUGGCUUAAUCAAGUGAUUUGCUUUUCCACAAACUGCAAGAAACAUAUACAAAAUAUAGUAAAAUACUAACGCUUAGGCCUUGACUUUCCCAGUGCUGACAAACAGCUGUCACUAAAAUUGCCUGAUACUUCUGAAAACUAGAAUGGUCAUCAUUACAGACAAAACCCGUUCAGUGUUUAAUCCCUGGCAGCAGGAUGGUAUUUAAUGCUAGAGUAACCUAGCCUCUGUUCAGACUUGUGCAGCACUGAUAUAUCACUGUUAGAGGCACCCUAGAAUUCGCACUCCAUUGCUUGGACCUAUGCUAAGGCCACCUGUGCAGUGCUGAAAAACGAAGGAUCGUCUAACAAGAGGCAAACAAGGAGACCACACUCUAUAGUUUUUAGUGAAAACUCUAUUUUGAGAAACUUGAGGGAAGGCUAAUGCUCUGGGGAAUCUGAAUUAGCUAGCUGAUGAUGAGGUGUAAGAAAGAUCUUACUCCUCUGGGUAACAAAAGAGGUGAGGAGUUCUGCGAGGCCAGGACUUGGCACAUGUGCUGUGAAACACAUUUGGCAAGGAUACAAAAGAACUAAGAUCAGAGCCAGGGCUGAAAUAGCAGGGACUACAGAACAAUUCAUUUGGUUAAGCCUGCUGAAAUCCAUUAAACUUCCCUGAAGUUUUGCACUUUUUCAAUAUAUUAGCAUACACACACUGGAAACAAACUAGACAUGUUAAGUCAAGCUUUGUCCAUGAAACCUAGUGGACCUUCUAACAUUGCACUGAGUAUAUUUUAUUUAUGGGAACCUGUCUGAAAGGACAGGAGGCUACUAAACUGCAUAUAUUUUAAACAAAGAAUUGAUUAUUAUAGAGUUUGAAAGGUUUAGUUAGAAAUAAGACAAUCUCUUUGGAAAGUUAGGGCAGCUUUUCUAUGAAUGUAGUUGAAUUUCUAGGUUAGUUAACAGUAUAUACAUACAGGAAAAGUCUAUCAUUUAUUUGCAUCAAACUUUUGUAUAGCAUCUCAGAAAGGAAAUGAAUGUUCUUCAUUUGAAAAGUGUAAGGAUGCACUAUCUCCCUUUACCUUUGAAUGUAAUAUUAAAAUGGCUUUUGGCCAAUUAACAACAGCACUGAUUAUUUCUGGAUCAACAACUACUGCCCCAUCUCAGUUUCCUGUGGUCUACUAUAAACAUUUAUUAAAAUGUAACUUACACUAUGACCACUCAAAACUCACUUUAGUGGCUGUGAGCUUGACUCACUAACAGACUUAAAGGCAAAUGUCUAUUUUUACAAAGAUAAAAACAUUCCUGUAUACUCAUGAUAGAUGUGUACCACUAACUCCUAAGCUACAAAGAAUCCAUUCUAGUUCUUCCUUGUCAAGAGAUCAUUAAUUUUAACCAUAGCCUACUGCAUUGUUUCUUGAUGGUGAAGUGUAUGCUAUCUUGAUCAAAACAAAUGGAAAGUCAAAGAAGCGUUUAACUCCAAGUCAGCUAAAAUAAUCGAGUGAUAAUGCAUCUCUAAAAGGAAGUGUUUGCACAGUGUAAAUAUAUAAAUAUGCUUUUUGUGCAUAAAUAUUUAAGAAAACUGGACUACAAAAAUUUCUUUUAUAUGAUCUCUAAGUUUCUUUGGAUGUGAAUAACUCGCUUUUAUCUUGCAUUUCCUCUCUAUAUAAUGUAUUUGACUGCUAAAUUCAUAUAAUAAAGUUUGCUUUUGAAAGAGUAUACACAGGCUAGUUAACCCAGUAAAGAUUACUGCAACAGCCAGUCCAGCACUGGACAGCACUAACACGUACAUCUGUCCAUCAAUCCAUCAAAUAUGCUUCCCACACAACAAAGCAGAUAAGGAGCAAUACAAGUGUCCAUCUUUGAAAUACACUAGAUUCAGUAUAUUUAAGAAAUAUUUACUGCUGUCCAAAGCGAAAAAACACUCUACCUCCAGGAAAGUCAAGGUUUCAUGGUGGAGAAAAGAAAACCCAUUGCCAAAUACCAUUUAACUGCCCCUUGGUCACUUCUACAGCCAAAAGAUCUGGUGCAGAUGAAAGGACAACAAAAAAAAAGCUAGAGCAUCACCAAUACAAAGCUUGUUCUGAACCUGCGACAUGAGUUAGUGCGUCCAGUCUGGAAGAUGGUUUUUCUUCCUCAUGAGGAUUCUCCAAGUCCCUGCCCCUGGCAGCAGAUCAGGUGAAGCUGCCUCCACUUAGAUGUUCAAUAGUGCUCUCUGGUAUGUAAAUCUAGAUGACCUGAGCAGAUCUCCAAGUCAUGCUGCAGAUAUAACUAUGUUAAAGUGCUGGAAGGAAGCUGAGAAGAAACUUCCUCCAGAGAAGCAGAUUAUUAUGGAAUUACCUACUACGGUAGGAGGUUCUAUAUCUGUUGCUACACAUUAUUAAAAGAGACUGGAGAGUAGACAAGCGCAUCAAGCAAGCCUGCUGCAACUUUAGUCUCUAUAAAAUAAUAUUUCUUAAACAAUAAUGCAACUUAAGUGACAAUGACUCCAUAUGAAAUAUAUGCAAGAAAAAGUACUGACACUACUACACAAUUUUGUGCAAGAUGUGUUACAUAAGCAUGGUCAGGGUUGGAAGGUACAGGAUAUUUUACUCCACAACUAAGUCACCUCAUCUUUGGUGAUUAACAAUACAGAACAGAUAAUUCUGGGCACUGAAGCUGUCAAUCACUCCAUAUGCAAGUUUUCAGAGAAACUAAAAUACCUUUGUGCAGAAGAGAUCAACAAACAAGAAAGUAAGUCUACUUUUUAAUACAGUUUUCAGAAUUAGGACUUGUCUAAUAAAGCAGAACUGACCUGACAGAAGCAGUUACUGCUUUGACUUGGGAGUUAAGGAAGUGUGUUAUUACUACACUUCUUUUGUAUAGCAUCUAUAAAUUUUAGGACAUCUGAUGUACUGUAAGUAG
Molecule: messenger RNA, 7185 nt
Organism: Rhea pennata
Lineage: Eukaryota; Metazoa; Chordata; Aves; Rheiformes; Rheidae
Gene: FLT1
Product: fms related receptor tyrosine kinase 1
Exons: 30
Coding region: 223-4200 (1325 amino acids)
Biological process (GO): vascular endothelial growth factor receptor signaling pathway; positive regulation of kinase activity; protein phosphorylation
Cellular component (GO): plasma membrane; signaling receptor complex
Molecular function (GO): vascular endothelial growth factor receptor activity; ATP binding; growth factor binding
Source: RefSeq, a predicted model, not a curated record